Messenger RNA from Diabrotica balteata, 5278 nucleotides. The record is from the annotation of a GenBank genome assembly. NCBI's taxonomy places the organism in Eukaryota, Metazoa, Arthropoda, Insecta, Coleoptera, Chrysomelidae.
AUGUUACAGAGGUUACGGCAGAUGACAAGGAAAAAUCUUGGAUGAAACACAAACGCCACAAGGUGUUGAAGGGAAGCCAAGUGUUGUUCCAUAUGUAAGUGCUGUGACGGAACAAAUUUUAUCUGGAGAAAGCAUGAGCCAACUUGACGAUAGGUCUUUCGUUACAGAAAAGGCACAAGAAGACUUUUUAGCAAUCGACAGCUUAACUACUACAGAAGCUAUUACUUUUGAAACGGAAAACCAGCUUACUGAAAUUCAACCAUCAACUAAACAAGCUCAUUCUGAGUUUCAGCCAGCAGAAGGUAUAGCAGUAACGACUGUUAUAUCGGAACAAAAAGAAGAAACCUUGGUAAAAGAACCACUUGAUUUAAAAGCAGCUGAUUCUUCUUUAAUUCCUCAAGAUAUCAUUCAGGUUCAAGAAACUAUAGCACACGAUAACGUCAAUGAAUUUGAAAAGGAAAUUACGGACGUUCAUUCCGCUACACAAGUACAAUUAGAGCACCAAAGCUUGAUUAGUACAGAAGCUGUUAUUGGUGAAAGUGAAAAUAUUUUAAUAGAAAAAGAGGAGCCGUUAAAACAUACAGCGGAUGUUCAAUUUGAAAAUUUGACAACAUCUCAAAUUUCAGAGAUAAUUCCAUCUGAAAAGGAAGAUUCUUAUGAAACUGUCAAAACUAGCGACGCAAAGACAGCAACGUCAGCAAUAGAUGUUCAACCAGUAGCAGAAACUACCGUUACAGAGAUUGAAGAAUCGGUUAGUAAUGUUAAAACAGACGAAACUGUUCCAAUAAAAGCAGAGAUUGAGCAAACCACUGUUGAAGCUGUGGUACAAACAAAAACUUUAGUUCAAGAAUCGGAGACAUAUUUUGAUAAACCAGAUCUGGUUUCCAAAAGUGCAGAUGUGUCAUUUAUUACCGAUCAAAGUGUCACUAUUACCCAGACCAUUACCAAUGAAGCAGAAUCUUCGUUGGAACCAUUAUCUCAACCAGAUGCAAUGUUAGCAUCUACCGAUUGGGAAACUCAUAGUAUUCCUUUAAAAACCGAACACAAUAUAAUGGAUAGUAUCAAAAACAUUGAUUUAGAAGAGCCUUUAGCAGUUAGUGCAACUACUGAAUUAUCUACAUUACCCACUGCACUAAAAUUUGAAACUAUAGUAUCUGAAUUGGAAAGUGAUUCACCAGCUGAACAGAAACCGGAUAGCCAAGAGGUCUCCAUAUCUAUAAAAGAAGGUGAGUCCAUUACCGUCGAAACAGUAACAGCUCACGAAAAUGAAACAGAAUUAUUGAAACUAGAUUUAAAUGAAAAAUUUGCUGCUACCAACAUUACUGACGCGAAGAGCAUAGUGUCUCAAUCACAACCUCUUGCCCAAGAAGCAUUAGAUGAUCUUGUUACAGAGUUAUCGCAUCAGAGUAAAGCUGCCGAACUUUCAAUUCCUCUGGAUUACAUAACAGUGCAAGAACAAACACCGGUUGAUAACGAAGAGGAACUUGUAUUACCUAAACAAGCAGUUGAAGCUUUGGCUUCAGUAGACUUCGAAACAAAAGAAUCAAUUUCUACAAGUGAAGAAAUUGUAGGUCUAAAAGAAGAUGUACUUAGCCAGUUUAGUUUACCGGAAUUAAAACAAGCCCAACCAUAUAUUGACGUUGUGCAUAAAGUUGUUGAGCACCAUUUAAGUGAUGUUGUGGAAAGUACGGGUUUGCAUAAAACUCCAGUACUAGAGGAAUCAGUUGCCAAAGAAAAAGACGAAGUUUUAAAUUCUCUUAUGAUUAGUGAAAACCUUUCACAAGAAAAAGAAACGGAAUUUACAGGAGAAUUUAAGCCAUUUACAAGUGAAGCAACUGUUAGCUUAGAAGAAAAAUCACAAGGUUUGACUAUAACUGAAAUUAUUCCUCAAGAUAGAGAGGAGAUUUUAGAGGAUUUUGCUGCCAAAUCAAGCCAAAAAGCAAAUCUUGAAUAUAAUUUAAUGACAGUUCCUGAACAAUCAGAAAUAUGUACAGAAGAUACAUUUAAAAAGCUAGUGACUGUAUCAGAUGAUUCCUCAAUUGCAAAUGUAGAAACUAUACCGUAUAAGGGACUAGUUGAAACAGUUCAUCAAGUUCAAGAAAAAGAAGGAGAAUAUCAAAAAAUUGAAAUGUUAGAAAAACAAGCGGAAACCAAAAUAGAUACGGAGUCAGCUGUAUCGGCAAUGCAAAUAAUAGCUGCUGAAACUGAAAAGUCUUUAGACCGAUUUAAGGAACCUGAAGCCGUUAUAGCCAUACCUUCAAUUCUAGAGAAAAAAACAGCUGAAACUACAGAAGUGCUAACACACCAAAUAACGGGUGAAGUUAAGUCGGAUAUUAUUGUAACGGCAACAGCUUUUCCAGAAUAUAGUCCUUCAGAAAGUAUUACCAGAACUGAAACAACAGUAAUUGAAAACAUCGAUGAUUUCAAUACUGCACUAAAACUAAACACUGUCAGCGCUCAAGAAAAACUAGACGUACUUUCAGAAAUAUCGGUAAGUGAGACGCACACAGAGGCUGUGGCUUCAGAAUUCAAUGUCGAAGCAGAUAUGCCUACUGGUAAGGCGGAAACUCUUUUAGAUGCCAUUAAACAUCUGCAAGCAUCUGAAGUGCAAACCUCUGAAAAUAUAACAGAGUUACAAAUACCAGAAAUAUCAAAAUCUAUGGUACAAGUUCGACAUGAUGAACAUGAAAGUAUUAUUUCACAAGAAAAUAUCGUACACGAAACCGAAAAAGAAUUUACUGAUACUCCCGUAGUAGAUUAUAAAACAGCUAGCAAAACAAUUCCAGAAGUAGAUAGUAUAUCUAUAUCUGAAGUAAUGAUCCGUGAAACAGAAAUACCUCUGCAAGCGAAAGAACUCGACGAGAAAAAAUCUGAAAUUAGUAUAGUACCCAUGAAACCUCUAAUACAGACCGAAGUUAUAACUGGUGAUGCAGCAAAUAAAUUUGACUCUGAAAGUACCUUUAUAGAUACCGCAGUACCUUCCCAAGAUCAAUGCGAAAGUAUUAUUAUUUCUGAGAAUGUAAUUCAAGAAUCCGAGAAAACUUUUGAUAGAGAAGAGGUAACCAGUAAAACCGUUAAUAUCGAAUUAGUACCAGGAGAGUACGUUUCAGUAAGUGAAAUAGUAGCCAAUGAAAGAGAAGAAAUGUUUACAGAUAAACCAGCCAUAACUUCCGCAGCUGAAAAAUCUUUUGUUCCACAGGAAGCCACUCAAAUUACAGAAGUAAGAACAGAUCUAGGCAUAAACGAGUUUGAUGUUCCUAGUGCUGAAGAAAAAUAUGCUUCUAAAGAUCAUAUUACACUAAAUACCCUUAACAUUACAGAAACCGUUAUUACAGAAACGGAAUCUCAUUUCGAAAUCAGUAAACCUGAUUCUGAGCAGUCAGUAGAUAUAACGUUAGAGAAACCUUGCACGACAGCUGAAAUUUUACAAGUUGUAACAAAUCAAAGUGAAGCACCUUUAACUCAUGACAAAUACAAUGAAACACGUGCAUCAUCUUCUAUAAUUGAACAUAUCGUAGCUGAAGGAAAAAGCAUCAAACCACUAGAAAACAUAUCAGAUCUACCGGUAGAGGAACAAUUAGUAUUUCAACAAGCCACUCCUCAUCGAGAUGUUGUACAUGGUGUUACCGAAACAACUGUUUUAACACAUGCAAAUACUGACGACAUUUCAACUAAAUUACCGGAAUCUAGAAUUGCUAGUAAGACAUUAAGUUUACAUGAGGGAAUAACUAUAACAGAAGUAACAACACAUGGACAAACAGGCCAAGAAAUCCUAGAAUCUUCUGCUACCGAAACAACCGCUACAAAAGAUAUCGAGCAUAAAAGAUCUAUAAUAACUGAAGAAAUUACUUCGUAUCAGUCUCAUGAUACAAUAGAUUCAAUGAAACCUAUUUUUCAUAAAGGUCACUUAAAUUAUGCCGAUUUUCCUCAACAUGAACUUAUUAUAACGGAUCAAGCUCCUUCAGAUGAUAUAGGCUACAUUGAAAGUUUACAGCCUACCUCAAAAACUGUAAAAAUUGUAAUGGAUGAAGUAUCUCCUAGCCUACAGAUAAGCGAAGUAGUACUUCAUGAACAAGAGGGAACACUGGAGGCACCCGAUAUACACAAAACACAAGCUAGACACACAUUUGUAAGAGGAGAGGAUAAUGUUGUUGAACAUCUAACACCAAACAUUCAACAACAUACAGACACUGAAGAAACACAAGAAAUUAUUACCAAAUUUAGGUCAGCACCAGAUGGUUCAGAAAAUAUAACGGUGGUAGAGCGCAAAACAGUAAUAAGAAAUAAAAAAACAAAACGUCAAGACGGUGGUGAGGGUGAUAUCAUAAUUGAAGAAAUAUUAGAUGAAAUUCAUCCCAACACUAAACAAAUAUCGUCCAAUGUGGAUAUUGUAGAAGUGGACACAAACACUACAGAAUAUAUUCCAACUGGAGAAGACACAGCAACUAAGCACAUAGAGAUAUCCAAAGAGGAAACUCUUGAGAAACCGACAUACGUGGUAGAGGAAUUGCCUGAAAAUAUCCAAGAAACUGAAGUAGUCACAAUCGAUGGUAAAAAGAAAAAGGUUAUUAAAAAACGAAUUAUCAAAAAAAUCAAAGACGGAAAAGAGGAACAAACAGAAAUUGUAACUGUUGAAGAAGAAGGAAAGAAACCAGAAAUAACGGUGACUGUACAAGAACUAGAGACACCCGAGGAAGUAACUUCAGAAAAACCGACAUAUGUAGUCGAAGAAUUGCCUGAAGAUAUCCAAGAAACUGAAGUAGUUACAAUUGAUGGUAAGAGGAAGAAGAAGGUUAUUAAAAAACGAAUUAUCAAGAAAAUUAAGGAUGGAAAAGAGGAAAAAACAGAAAUUGUAACUGUUGAAGAAGAAGGCAAAAAGCCAGAAACAACGGUGACUGUACAAGAACAAGAGGCACCUGAGGAAGUAACUCCAGAAAAACCGACAUAUAUAGUCGAAGAAUUACCUGAAGAUAUCCAAGAAACUGAAGUAGUCACAAUUGAUGGUAAGAAGAAGAAGAAGGUUAUUAAAAAACGAAUUAUCAAGAAGAUCAAAGACGGAAAAGAGGAAAAGACAGAAAUUGUAACUGUUGAAGAAGAAGGCAAAAAGCCAGAAACAACGGUGACUGUACAAGAAGAAGAGUCUCCCGAUGAAGUAAUUCCAGAAAAACCGACAUAUGUAGUCGAAGAAUUGCCUGAAGAUAUCCAAGAAACUGAAGUAGUUACAAUUGAUGGUAAGAGGAAGAAGAAGGUUAUUAAAAAACGAAUUAUCAAGAAAAUU